AUGGAACAUGAAAAAUCAGAGUUCUGGUUCCUGGGAGACUGGGGCUGGCUGGCAGCUGCUGCAGCCGUCUGGCUGCGCAGAGGACGUUCAGCAUCCCCUCGGCGGAUUUGGGGAUUUGCAGGGGGUGGGAGCGGAGGCAGAAAGCAGCUCCUGGGAUUGGAGCUCCAUGCAGGAGUGGUGGCUCCUCAGCUGCUCUCCGUCCCUCCCAGCAGAGAGCAGCAGAUCGUGCAGGAACGGAGCGCCCUGGAUAUUGUCACUGCUGCUUUUUAUGUGAGCAAGAACCUAAUUAUGAUUUCACUUGUGCACUGUAAACUCAAGAAUCAGAAGGUGACAAAAGGCUCUGGAGCAUGGAACGGCCCCUGCCUGGUCCAGACUGACACAGUCAUCAACAUCUCCAACUCUCCUGACCUGAUUGAAAUGCCAGGCUUCAUUUGUGGCUGUGUGUCCUGUGUUUUCCUGGGCAGCAGAUUCCCUCAGCUCCAUAAAAACCUGAGUGGCUUUUUGAGAAGAUGCACAGAAGGCACCUUUUACCUGCUCUUUGCCUUGGCCAUGAUGGGAAACUGCACCUGUGGACUGAGCCUUGUUCUAAAGAUGCCAAACCCCAAAUCCUCCUGGGCCCUCUGCUUUGUUCACCACCUUCCCUGGCUCACUGGGAGCUUUGGAGUUUUGUUCCUUGAUAUUUUGGUAUAAUUUUCCUGCUACGG
This is a messenger RNA of Vidua chalybeata, 704 nucleotides long. RefSeq names its product lysosomal amino acid transporter 1 homolog. The record is from RefSeq and is a predicted model, not a curated record. Lineage: Eukaryota; Metazoa; Chordata; Aves; Passeriformes; Viduidae.